Molecule: messenger RNA, 11506 nt
Organism: Cotesia congregata
Lineage: Eukaryota; Metazoa; Arthropoda; Insecta; Hymenoptera; Braconidae
Source: the annotation of a GenBank genome assembly
UCAAAUUUGUGGGAUGAUUUUUUUAGUUUUCACCAUAUCAAUGUUUAAAAAAUUUCUAAUCACGCCAUAACUCAUGGCCGCUAAAUAAAAAAAAUUCAUCGACCAGUAUGACUCCAUGCACAUAAAUAUUUUAGCGAUAAGUUGGAUAAAAAUUGGUGUCCAUAGUAGUACCGCUAACAAUACAGAAAUUUUACAAAUAAAUAUUAUUUUUUCUACAUCACAAGUUUCCUCUUUAAUAUUCUCAGCUGACUGUACAUCAAUGCAACUGUUUGUCCAUUGAAUAGCAUCAGAACUUGUGGGUUGUUCAUUUUUAUUAUCCUUUUCAUCUUCAACAGAUUCUUGUUGUUUAUCACCUGUUACUUUAUCCAUUGACUCCACAACGAGUAAAUGUUGUUUAAUAUUAAAACAGGUGUAAUUACUUUUUAUACAGCAAACAGUUGACAAUAAUAUUGAUCCAAAGUAAAUAAUAAAUAUCAAGAGAAUCAUUUCUAAUUUGCUGAAUUCAGAUCCCGGGUUUGAAAAAUACCAUUCUGGAGUAUCUUGAGAGUUAUUCAAAGCAGACUGUACUAUUUCUUGAAUUUUGAAGAUUAUUUUAUUGGUCUCUGACGAAUUUGUAGCCGUAGAUUCAACAGCAUUUAACGUGUUGUUAUUAUCAUCAUCUUGAAAUAUAAAAUCAGUUAUAUUCAUCACACUGAUAUCAUCCAAUGCAUCAAUUGUAUCUAAUCCAUCAAACUGUUCCUGUUCUGGUUUGCUAAUAUUGCUAUAACAAUCAUCAAAUGGAAAAUUCAUCAUAUCAAGACACUUUAAUUCGUAUGAUCUUACAUAACUGUUGAUAUUUUCGUAUCCAGUUAAAUAUAAUAGCAUCACUGAUACAAUUGGUACCAUCCAUUGACCAACAAUACUUAUUAUUGUAAAUAUAUUUCGGUUUUUAAAGAACCGAAAUUGCGAGUCAAGUUCUUCGAUACUUGUUGAAUAGCUGGACAUUUUUUUUGACGAUAAUAGUUCUUUUAAUUUAUUUUUAACACACCCGACGUUGUAAUUACAAUACAGUAAUUUACUAACUACAGACACAAAAUUAUUAACAAAUGGAACUAUAACUACGGCGUAGUUCAUUAAAAGACUUUUAAAAUCACAUUCGUUAGAAUCAUCUAAAUUUGUAUGAUUGUCACUGGUAUUAUUAUUGUAACCACGUAAUAUUCCGAUUUCCGUCUCUUGUUCGUUGGAAGUAAUAUUUUGUUGCUUCAGCAGUAACAGUACUCCUAUAAAAAUAUUGCUCAAGAAGUCUGAUAAAAUCAAAACAAAAAUAAAUGACUUGACGCAUUGUUUUAAAUUUUUUCGUAGUAACAGUAUUAAAGAAACAAAAGUUGAUGUUAUUAAAAUAAUUCCGAUGGUUUUAAAUACUAAAAAAAUGUCAGUCCGAAGACGAACAGAUCCUGCACCAACCCAGAGAAUAUGGGACGCAAUAAAGUUAACUGUUCACCAAAGAAGUUUGCCGAGCAACGAACGAAUAGUUCGGCAUUUUGCUCGGGUUUAUAAUAUGACCGAGCUGGCAGCUCAGGAGGAAUUGAACAAGGCUGUUGAGGAUGGUUUGGUUUUCCUGAAAAAGUCACAAUCCAAAGGAGGGCUUGACCAAGAGAGCUACCGACUGCCGUUGGACCCGAGAGAGGACGACGGUCACGAUUGGUACUGCUUCAAGUGCCAAAAAGCUGGAGUUGUUGAGACUUGUCAGACAUGCUUCCGUGUUUAUCAUCCCAGAUGCCACACUCCAAAUAAUUCUGACCAAAAAAUUUGCCAGUUUUGUGAGCAAAUCAGUGCUGAUACUUAUCAUGAUGUAAAAGCACUCAAUCAUAUCCUAGGAUUUACGUGUGGUCAUCUUAAAGCAAAAUUACCGCCCGAGAUAACAAACAGAACCAUUGUGCCAGACAGCUCGGUUGUUGAAAAACCAGCUGGUGGUUUAUGCGGACCAACUUGGAUCAGUGAAGGCGAGGAUUCCUGGCGUCCGGGAAUUUUGAUUAAAAAUCACAUGGACCUUGCUAUCAUGGAAGCCAAAACCAAGAGAAAUGAGUACAAAAGUCUCGCUGAAUUUCAGACAGAUGCACAUAAUAUAUUACAUAAUAUUAUUGUAUACCAUGGAGAAGCUUCGGUGAUCGGAGAAAUGGGUAAAAUAAUGUACCAAGAUUGUUGCUACGACUUGAAGGAAAUCCGUCGGUGCGCGGACUGCUACAGAAUAUCCAAUGAAAAAUCUGAAAAAAUGUGGUUCUGUAUACCUUGCAAUCCCCCUCAUCAGCUUGUUUAUGCCAAACAAAAAGGCUAUCCAUACUGGCCAGCUAAAGUAAUGGAGAUUAAGGGAAAUAUUUAUGACGUCAGAUUUUUUGGUGGGCAUCACAUGAGGGCUAAUAUUGAAAAAAUUUUUAUACGCUCUAUUACUUCUAGUUUACAAAGUUUACAGAUAAAAAGAUCAACCGCAUGGAACCGGGCUUUUGAGGAACUGAAGCACCACCAGAGCUUGCUGACGAAGCUCGCCAAGAGUUCUUUAUUGGUAGCUCACAAUAACAACAGCACCAAUGCCGCGGGAACGACUGACGACGUGGAGGGUCCGAAGCCGUCAAAGAUGCGGCGUCACCAGGAGUCAUCGGAGUCAUCACAAGGAUCACAGGUAGCGUCGCCGAACGGCGUGUCCCCCGUCAAACUUACAAAAGACUUGAGAGUGAGAGUAGAGAGGUUGAUGUCGGAUGGAAAUUCCGAGAUACAGCUUAAUCAGGAAAAGUCGGAGAGUGCCAACGGGGAUGGAGAUGGAGAUGGAGAUGGAGAUGGAGUCGGAGAUGGAGGACCAGACGAGAAGCCGGAGGUCAAAGACGGCAGCAGGAGCACCAGCGAGGAGCGACAAGUACCAUUCCUUCCAGUCGCUAUCGAUGAGGAGCCACCGCUGAGGAUCAGCAGCAGUACCUGUCCGGAGGGGCUCAAGAAAGAGGGCUCGCAGGAGGACAUGGUCACGUCGAGUUCCCAAGAACCCAGGUCCAAGUGCGUGCUUGUUCAAACUGAGGAAGUUCAGCCGGAGACUGCACCAGCAAAGAUGAAGAGGGAACGGAGGACUUCAGAACAAACUACAACUGCUCCAGCUUUGGAGAAACUACGCAGGGAAUUUGAACUGGAUAAAUGUCGGGAGUUGGAGAGACUCCAGGCGGAACAUGCCAAAGAAUUACGACAGCUUACGGAAAAACAUCAACAAGUUAUCUCUGAAAUUAAAAAAAAGCAAUGGGGAGUUAUUGUCCUGAGUCGUCAGUGGAAAAAUGUUUUAUACACACCUUUACUACUAGAGCAUAAUUAUAAAACAAAACACGUGAAACCACUCAACGUUACCUUUGCAGUUUCUGAUCCCGAAGACGAAAAUUUGCUGACGGACGGUGAAGGUAGUGCAGGUGACGGUGACGAUCAAGAGGUGACGGAUGAAUGCGCGAUGCUCAUCAACACGGAUAACAUUUACAAGCAUUCCCAGGUGAAGCCUGGACCCGACAAAAGUACAGGUGUUUGUGGUGAUGGUCUGACGGUGCCGGUUAGUUCUCCACGUGGUCGUGAAACUAGUCCUUUGUCUACACCAAUACCCACUGGUCCAGACUCACUAACGUCUCCCUCGCCACCUGUCGCACAUCACAAGCGAGGGAGAUCAUUGCAACCUACACAGGUACCCGUUAGCUCGCGGGCGAGUAUUGUCUUUCCAUUGCUCGCCAGCGGUGGACUGUUCAAUCAGCCACGGGAUCCUAAUAACAUCAACUAUGGAACUCUUCAAGAAGAAAAAAUGCCCCAGAUACAUGUGUCGCAAUCUCAUAAUCUGGGUUCUAAUCCGAGUAUUUAUUCCGGAGGCCACAAUAGUCCGCAUAGUACUGGCAGUAUAGAUCAAAUAAUGUCUCCGACAGCUCAUCAAUCAACACGACAAAAUAAUGCGGGUGAAGAUUUGUACAGCUGGAUGGCCAAACAGCAGGAAUUUAUCAAGGAUAAUGAAAAGAGUAAUCUUAAAGGAAAUUGGGUCUUUCGUACUGAACAAAAGGCUACUAAGGAUUCAAAAAUAAACACGAUGACAACGGAGGAUACAGAAGAUUCAGAUGUGCAAAGUGGUGCUUGUUUGUAUCCAAUGAAAGACUCACUGCGUUUAUUAGAUGCUCACUUGAUAUUUGAACCGCUGCUUUCAUCACUGUCAGUGAUGCCUCAACAAAUGUUGUCAGCAAUAGGUUCUGGCAACAUCAACAACGUGUCUUCAUUAGAGUCAUUAGGGUCUAAUUUAUCUCUAGUCGGAACAAUGGACACAAUGAGAAUAGACAUUGUAGUGAGUGAAUUUGGUAAAGUUCCGGAUAAAAAGAAAGCGACGAAACAUCCACCAAGAAAAGGAUCAAAAUUUUUUCUCGAUAUUCCUUCAGAGACUCCCGCAUUUUUGUGCGAAAAAAUUGGAAUCGACAUUGACAUCAAGAAGAUGGCUGAUAUGACAGUGGAUGAUAUGAUCCAAAGGCAAAAUGUCUUGUACAUUUCACGGGGGCAGUUGAAGAAACACACCAGCACUGUUGUCAAUUUCAGCUUAAACAUUCGUUACAUAAGUCAACAGGUCAACAUGCCAUUGCUUAGAUUGCUGCAUCAGAUAAGCAAUAUGUACCAGAAUGUUAAAGAAACGCAGAUGGAGUUGAAGGAACAGUUACCAGAGACCAAAAGAAAUGCCAAUUUAACCGUAAAUGAGAUUAAUAUAAAAAACGGUUCAUCAUCGACGUCAGAUCUUCAGGAUCAGCACCAUCUGGGUGGUUGUAACAUCAGUGAUGGUGGUAAAAAAAUAGACGAACCAUUACUGCAAUCUAGCUACGACAAUAAUCAGUCGAAAGUUUUAUCACCUUCCUCAAGUAUAAGGUCACGACCACAGAGUUUUGCUCAAAAAUUAAGAAGUACUGGUAAAAGUGUAAAAGGUUAUAUUAAUUUAAGUGAAGGUGUUAUUACUCCCAGCUUUGGUGCUAGUCCCAACGGUUCUGGCCUCGAUAAAUUCAGCGUUUUAUCCGACAAGUGUAAGGAUAAUUUUAUCUUGACUCCCCGUUGCUGGAGAACAAUUUAUUAUCUGCUAGACUUGUAUGCAACUCGACCGGAAACCAAAACCAUAACUCAUCGGUUCUCUUUGCCAGCUGAAGUUGCUGAUAAUUACAAAGGCGCCCGUAAAUAUGAAAAUUUAAUAGAAGUUAAAGAUCCAGAUAUUGAAAAAGGUUUGAACAAUGAGUCUGGUUUCACUCCAGUACCACCAGCACCACCACCACGUGAAAUGAAUGUCGUCACUGGUGAACGUACGAGAUUAAUAAUUUUUGGCGUUGCUAAAAUUCAUCGCACACGGCUGCUUGCUACUUUGAGUGGUCUUAAGUUAGAAGCUGAAAUUACUAGCCUCCAUGCAAGCUUAACGUGUCGCAAGAAAUCCAAGCCUGCGAGUCUAGAGUGCAGCUUAACCGGUCAAAUCGGUAGAACAAUGAUCGUUCUCCUGGAAGGAGUUGCUCCGAACCAACAGACGGUUGUAAAAGUUACCGUAGGAAAAUCUCAGGCUCUUUAUUCGAGUGUUACACGCCGUCAAAAGGACAAAAACAGCGGAUUAUUAACUGUCGGAGCAGUUAAUAUUGAUAUACCUCAGCACCCGGUGGCUCUGCAUGGAAUGAUGACCCGGGGUAGUAAACAAUUGUCUUCAACGCUACAAGAAUUGCGAGUUACGAGAACUUCAUCGCGUAUGUCACGUGGUCAGCAGCAAGAAGAGGCUGAUGGAUUACCGGGAAGUCCGCAUAAUUAUCCACCUGCGCCUUCUAUUGAUCUUGAAAAACCCCAGCCGGGUCCUAGUCUUCUUGAACCGAUUGUUAUGCAAUUUCAUAUUAUUUUACAGAGUCUAAGUAUUACUGCAGCGCUAUUACCUUCACUUCAAGCACAAUAUAAAAUGGAUCAAGUUAAUAGCUCGGGUAUUACUGGCAGUAAAGCUAAGUUUACGAUAGAUCUACCUCAUCAUAGUCUCAGUUUUACGACAAAACUUCAAGUGACUGAGGCUAAUUUACCGUCUGAAGCCAGCAUCGAACUUCCUAAAGUUCACGUCUCCGCUGAGUACAUACAAGACGGUAGUAAUAGUUUAAAUGACAGUAAAAUUGCUGAUGGUGUUGUUUUACGUCAAGGAAGCUAUCUCAGUGCAACUGCGGAUAUUGGAAUAUUUGAACAUUCAUUGACCACAGAUUUACUUAAUCAUUUGGUCUUUGUGCAAAAAGUUUUUAUGAAAGAAGUUAAUGAAGUUGUUCAAAAAGUAUACGGUGGUGAAAAACCCGUUCCAUUGUGGCUGGAAGAUGAAGAACCAGCGAGUUCUAGCUUGAAAAGAAUUUUAUUUUCACUCGUUAUACGUAUUAAGAGGAUACAAUUAACAGCAACAACUCCGACAAAUUCAGCAGUACGUUUGGAAACUGGUACAGUUGAACUACAAUUGUCUAAUCGGGUACAAAAUGUGUCUGGUGCAGCACAACCAAAUCCCUAUACUAAAUUAUUUGGCAAAGCUCAAGUUGAUAUUAAUCUAUCACUUGGACAGCUGCUCAAGAAUGUUAUGUUUGAAGAAGCGGAACCGGAAUUUCAGCAAUUUGCAUUUUUCAACACCCGUGUAGGUUUAAGAAAUGCUUUUCAAGAAGAAAUGGCUCAGGGUGCUGAUAAAGAGGUUGUAUUAAUUACCCUUAAACGACCGCUUAUUUAUAUUCAACCGAUGGCUGUGGAUAAAGCUAUUCUUGUGUGGCUAAAUUAUAAAAAUGCCUACGAGUAUUGGAAUGAAAAGCGUGCUAAUUUAAAUAAAGAAGUAUUGACAGCAACUCAACAGGUAUUUGAGAAGGUUCCGUUUGGACAAUUGACAAGUCAAUUGAGCUCACCAAAUUUAGGGACUCUGUUUCUUCAACUGACUGUUGAUGACAUGGGUAUUUGUGUGCCUUUAAAUCCACUGCCACCAAAUAACUGGGGAAUGACACGUGGUUUGUAUGAUGGAGAAUCACGUGGUGCUGUAGUAGUUACAUUGGUGAAUACGAGUAUAUCAGCGUGUAGCAGCGGUAGUUUAGUCAGUAAAGCUAGAUUUGUUGGCUUUUGUUUGAGAUUCGCUGAAGAUUUUGAGACAUCUUUGGACGAUUGGAAACCUGAUAUGAAUGAUAGUAGUAUUAUGAAUCUGUGUGUAGUUUCCGAAGGGACUUAUGAGGUAUGCAGUCGAACUGUUGCACAAAAACCAGAUAAAUCAGACAAUGCCAAGUGGUUAUUAAACGUUCAAUGGCAGAUGGAGGGAGUUGAUAUACACUUUGAUGUAAGCGUUGGUCAACAAUUAUCAGCUCUAGGACAUACAUUGACUAUGCUGACCGGUUCUGAAGAAGACGAUGCUAAUAUAUCAGCUGACUACGACAGUGAUGACGGUGACCAGCCGGAAAAUGGAACUAGCCAGGUUAAGAAAAAAGAGAGCAUACUGAUUAAAAAAUCGAAGAAUUGGACCGACAGCCUGCCUGCAUUUGUCUUUGACCCUUCUUUAGACGCCAAAAAACGAUCCAAGUUGAUAGAAAAAGAAAUGAACGAGCAGGCGAAGAUAAUAAACGACUUGAGGUCACUGGGAGCGUCACACGGUACAAUCGAGCAAGAAAUGAAGCGUUUGCACGAGUUAGAAGCCAUGGUGUUCAAAGACUUCCGCAGAGAUAUGAUUCAAAAGCUGAGAAGACAGUCUGUAAAAGCGUCAGGUAUAAAAGGAAAACUUGGACUUGGUAACAAGCCUAAUACUUACCGCUCGCGGUCGUUCAUAGUACCGUCUCCUACACCUGAGCAUCAACUGGAGAGCCCAGAAGACUUGAACGCCGACAUUAAUUCAGCUAACUCCGCGAGUUACGAGAGCAGUCCACGGAGUGGUCCAAGUCGGUCAGCUUCUUUAAGAGUCCGUGGGCUUGGUGGUCCUCGUGUUACCUUCAGCGAUACACACACGAUGUGUCGGCAGUCGUCACUACCAAGUGCAAGCUCGGACUUGAGUCUUCCCGAGGGUGACCUGGAGUGGCCGGAGACUUUAGACAUCGAAGGCGAACAAGUCGAGCUAAGGAAGAAACAUCGCGAUAUGAGCUGCACUUCUAGUUACGACAGCAUGGAAGGCAACGCUCCGCUGCUCGAUUCAUACGGCCGUGAACAAACUUCAACUACUUGCUCGCCUCAUAUUGCACCACAGAAACCUCAGGAGCCUAAUAUCGACUUUGAGCUUGACGUUAAAGUACUGAUCAACAGUGGAAAGUGCGUCUUGCAUACCAAAGACUCCGCCAGAGAGGAUGAACUUAAAUUACUCAGCAGAAUGAAGAAAGAACGUUCGUGUUCAGGUGGAAAUUUUGACUUUCAACCAAGCAGUCCAAGUAGCAGCAAAAAACAUCUCAGUAGCAAAGAAAAGUCAUCAACUACCAGCAAUUCACGGUUAAGAUACAUGCAGCAUGCCAGUGUACCUCUCGUUGAUCUCACAAUCUUUCAUAUUCCCGGGCUGGAUGUUAAAGUCCACUACGAGUCAAAAACUCUUCCGGAAGAAUCAAUUUCACCACGAACAUCUGCUGAGAAUAAUUUAUUAAAUCCACUGUUAAGUUCCACGGGUUUAAGAAAGCCAAGUACGAAAAAAGCAAGUUUAUUUGCUUGGAUGACUCUCCAAAGUAUUCCUGAGGAAACGAUAAUCAGCCCUCAUAUUUUGGAAUUUUUAGAACAAACUCUCGAACCGAUUCCCAGUAAAACAUUAGCAGGAGGUGGACAAGCCAGUACUGUGUUCCCAAUGGACAAUGAGAGUUCAUCUUGGGCAGCUACAGCUGCCAGUGGCAAUUACGUCUAUGCCAGCUUCCCUGUCGACGUGAUAGUGUACUUUCACAUGCAGCCUUCAACUUUCAGGUUCUCGUGUUUGCCAGUAUCGCGUGUUGAGUGUAUGCUUCAGCUGCCAUCACUGGACAUUGUUUUUUCAUCAAAACGUGCUGAAGAAGAACAGACUGAGUUCGGUGACUUUAAAUCAUCUGCUGAGUCUUCUAGUACUAGUGUUAAAGAAAGCUCAGCGGUUGGUGGAGUGUCUGUUACCGGGUGUCUAGCAGAUUUUUCUGUUUACAUAUUCCAUCCGUACGGCGGUGGUAAAAAAUCAAGUCUGAAGGAAGCUCAGUGGUCACCGCUGUCUGACAGCGAACGAAAAGACUCAUUGAGUAUAAAUGUUGAGUUUGUUAAAUUUCAUUUGUCGAGAAGUAGAAAAAUAAAUUUCCAAAGUGAGCCGAUGAAAAAAAGUAACGAUGCCAGCAGAGCUGUCAUAAGAUUUUCUACCAUAGUCGAUGUAGGCUCAGCCUCAUUUAAAUACGACAUGAGGCGAAUUACGGAGAUCCUGGCUUUUCCCAAAGCAUGGUAUCGACGUAGUAUUGUACGAAGGCUAUUUUUGGGCGAUUUAAAUUCGGGAUUCGCUUACUCCGAGGGUCAUACUGCACCGCAGAUGAAUACCGAAGAGGCGGUGAUGGGCAGUUCGCUACUGAAGCAUCAUGAUCGUCACGCGGGAGAUGGCUUGUCGAAGAGCGCGCCAGAGAGGAGUCCAACUUUGACGAGAGAUAAAUUGAGACUGAGUUUUGAUAAUGAUAUGCCGCGACAAACGCGGCUCAAAGACAUUGGACGAGGGUGGAGCUUCACUUCUGAUAAAGGACAGUCUGCAUCGGCGAUAAAAAAACGAGAGUCUGCUUGGGAGACAUUGGUGUUAUUUGCUGUUAAUUUCACACGACUGAAUGUUCAUAUGAAUAUGGGCAAUGUGAUGGGAAAUGUUGCUUGGAUGACCAAAGACUUUCGCUCUGAUGGUAGACUUUCUAUUGGCAGUACAGGUCAUAAGAAUUUAUACAUUGGAAUCGGGCUUGGUGGGUCUAGCUUGGACGCUAAAGGUGGUUUCGUUGGAGGUACUAUAGAACUAAGUAAAAUUGACACGUAUAUUCACAUUCGAGAAGAGCCGGGUACUGAACCUGAUCAUACACUAGGGCUGAAAUUAUUCGCGCUGGAAUUGAGACUAGAUUACAUGGGAACCAGUGUCUUAAUGACUCGAGUUUCCUCGCUAGACGUGACUCUGAGGGACGAGUGGAAGAUAAAUCGCAGUAAUGCCGGCGACGCUUUUAUGCCGACACGUAGACCUGCUGUGAUAUUUAUGCACGGCGACCUUGGCUGGGAUCAAUUGCAAAUAAUGAUCAGCAAAUCGACAACCGCUGAUCUGCUGAAGAUGUUUCAUAAACUUGAUGAAUUCUUCAGUCAGCAGUUUAAAAACAGCAAGCGAGUGUUCAGUUCGCUGCAGACUAACAAAAACCAACGGGUUACGAGUAACAGUUUUAAGAAGCGAGGACAGAAGAAAACUCGCGGGGCAACUGGAGCUGAAGCUGCCUGGACCAUGAACCCUACUGCGAUGUCCGACGCACGUCAUCAUCGACACUGGCAGCGAGUGCUGGCUCAAGUUGCUGGGCUUCAGCUUGGAAGCUUGAGGUUUUCUCUGCCGACCAACGGCACCGUCCUUGGUGGUACCAUGGAGCUACACGGGUGCAAUAUCAGCCUCGCUUGCUUCCACGGGAUAAACUUUAAAAGUAAAAGCUGGGCGCUGUUUUCGCUCAAAGAACCCUGCAUUAGUUUUGCUACCGAGGCUCAAGAAAUUCCGAGUGUAGAGUCUCCUAAUACUUGUGAUGUUCAUGUGGUGCAAACUCUGACUAUUAGUUUGGGACAACAGCAAGAACAGCAUGCUAGACAUCUUUCUAUGGGGACUGUUUGUCGGCUGAGUAGAAGUGUCCUUUUUCCACCUCAGUUCAAAUCGCUACAAGAAUGGUUCCAUUAUGCUUUUGCUAAUAGUGAAAUUGAUGAGACAACGGCUGACGGCAACACAAGCCGCGGUAGAAGCACAUCAUCGACAUCCGGAAAACUUCAAGAGCACUCACAUACACGCGAAAUAAUAUUCGCGUUACCGUCGUUACAGCUGCAUCUCAAAACGGAACAUUUACAAACAGCCAAAACACCGGAUGUUAUAAGCGAGAAACCACUGGUAGAAUGCAGCUUUAUCACGGAAUUCGAGGACCACAUAUUCGUUACUGUAGAUGCAGAGGCAUUUUUCUUUUUGCACGAUCUCAUCAGUUCUUAUCACAAAGAAAAAGAACGAGUGUACGCUACCCAAGGUGCAGGAGCAUCAAGAGCUUACAGCCCAGAUCCACAGGAUAAAAAACGUGCUACUACAAUUACUGCGAGUGCUUCAACAUCAUCAGCUACUUCUUCAACUAUGACUGAGGAAGAGAAGAAACAAUCAAAUAAACAAUUUGAUCCUGCUGAAAUUAUUGAACCAUAUGGUAUUGACUAUAUACUUCAAAAAUUAGGAUUUUCACAUGCGCGUACGACAAUACCUAAGUGGAUACAACGUGGGUUCAUGGAUCCACUUGACAAAGUACUAGCAGUUCUUAUGCUGAGAAUGGUGAUGGCUGUCCGUGAAGAUCCUUCUGAUAAUAAUAAGUAA